This is a messenger RNA of Fundulus heteroclitus (mummichog), 1431 nucleotides long. It is a transcript of the gene gtf2a1, whose product is annotated as general transcription factor IIA, 1. Gene Ontology annotation, biological process: transcription by RNA polymerase II; transcription initiation at RNA polymerase II promoter. The transcript has 10 exons. The record is from RefSeq and is a predicted model, not a curated record. Bases 220 to 1383 code for a protein of 387 amino acids. Lineage: Eukaryota; Metazoa; Chordata; Actinopteri; Cyprinodontiformes; Fundulidae. Gene Ontology annotation, cellular component: transcription factor TFIIA complex.
CAUCGCUCAGUAUAUAAAGCAGGACAACGACGGGAGGAAGACGGCUGGGGAGUCGCAGCCCGGGGAUUGUAAAUAAGACCACAAAAACUGUGUUUUAUUUACAAAAGCGAUACCGGCUCUUUUAAAAGUACCGCUCACAGUCGUUUUAAGUCUUUUUUGUCGUAUUUUUUUGGCUCUAUCUCUCGCCCAUUUCCGUGUGGUUUGUACACUACGCGUAUAAUGGCGAGCUCGGCUAACUCGAACCAAGUGCCUAAACUAUAUAGGGGGGUAAUCGAGGAUGUGAUCAACGAGGUGCGGGAGCUGUUCCUGGAUGAGGGAGUGGACGAGCAGGUUCUCCUGGAGCUGAAAACGCUAUGGGAGAGCAAGCUGCAGCAGUCCAAGGCAGUGGAGGGCUUCCACACGGAGGAGCAGGCAGCCCUGCAGGCCGCUCAGCAGCAGCAGCAGGCCCAUCAAGCGCAGCAGGUGCCUCAGCAGGCACAGACCCAGCAGGUUAUCCUCCCCCCUCCGCAGCAGCAAGCACCCCAGCAGCAAGUCAUCGUUCAGGAUCCCAAGAUUCUGCAGCACAUGAGUGCCACGGGGAUGAGUGCAGCAGCCACCGCCGCCACCCUAGCGUUACCCACAGGGGUCACCCCGUACCAGCAGCUCAUCACCAACCAAGGCCAGAUCCUGCAGGUGGUGCGCGCUCCCAACGGGACGCAGUACAUCAUCCAGCAGUCCCAGCAGCCCAUCGUCCUGCAGCAGCAGAUGCAGCCCGGUGGCGUGCAGGCUCCGGUCAUACAGCAGGUUCUGGCUCCUCUGCAGGGAGGGCUGUCCCAACAAACGGGAGUCAUCAUCCAGCCGCAGCAGAUCGUCUUGGCUUCAGGAAACAAGGUCCAAGGCAACACACAGGUGGUGCAGGCGGCAGCCAUGGUGCAGCAGCCGGGCCAGGCGGCCAUGGCGGCCGCCGCCGGAGGAGUGGCUCAGGUCCAGCAGGCUCAGGCCGCCGCGCCCCAGGCCCCCCCGCAGCCCCAGGCCCAGCAGCAGACCCAGCCGCAGCCCCAGGCACAGCAGCAGCCUCCCAUGAUGCUCCAGGUGGACGGAGCGGGAGACACCUCCUCGGAGGACGACGAGGACGAGGAGGAGUACGACGAGGACGAGGAGGAGGAGAAGGACAAAGACGGAGGAGAAGACGGGCAGGUUGAGGAGGAGCCUCUGAACAGUGAAGACGACGUCAGCGAGGAUGAAGACCAGGAGCUGUUUGACACAGAAAACGUUGUGGUGUGCCAGUACGACAAGAUCCACAGAAGUAAGACCAAAUGGAAAUUCCACCUGAAGGACGGGAUCAUGAAUCUUAACGGCAGAGAUUUCGUCUUUUCCAAAGCCACCGGAGACGCCGAGUGGUGAAGGGGAGGAAAAGCGUCCGGAGCAGAGACUCUUAACUCCUCCUGUCCA